CUAGCCGAGUAAGCACUCAGGGCAGUAGCAGCGUCGUCACUGUGACCGCACUACUGUUCACACUUUAUGACACGGCGAUUUCACCGCUGUUCUAGUUCUCUUCCACCGCCAUACACAGCCACCGACAGUCCGCCACCGUCACGGCCGCCUCCUCCAACGCCAACCUUGACGCCGUUGCUAUCUCCGCUGCAGCAGAAUCACCAUGACAAGCCAGCAAUAUGCUCAGGUGUUCAAUUGGCACUAUACAGAGCUGGAUAACCAUAACCUCGAAGUCCGAAGCAGAAAAGUAUUGUUCAUCAUCUUUCUUUUCUGUUUGAUCCUUCUAAUUAUUCUUCUCUUCCUCUGCGCUCGAUGGAUCUGCCGGUACCGGGACCACCUUCCGACUACUUUCCACUCUAGUCAGGUGCGGCACGCGGCAUCUCCGCCGUCGCAAGGUCUCGACCUUGAUUCGAUCAAGAAAUUGCCGAUAAUCUUGCACCAGGCGCCGUCGGACUCCCAUUGCGCAUUGGAGGAAACAGAGUGUUGUAUUUGCCUUAGCGUGUUCGAAGAUGGCGAGAAAUUGAAGGUCUUGCCCGGAUGCAAUCAUUGUUUCCACUGUCAGUGUGUCGAUAACUGGCUUAUUAAUCACUCCAGUUGCCCACUCUGCAGAGCUUCUAUCAAAGUUGAAGUUGAUUCUUCGUUUCCAGAGAUUUUGAUUCAGGAACCACCAAUUAGAAUCGACCUUCAAUUCUAGUUAUGAUCUUCUCUUUUAGUUUUUUCCCCUUUCGGAUUUUGUUUACAAGAACAAAAUUGCUUCAGCUUGAUGCUGUUUUGAAUCAUGUAGAAAGAUUUGGUUAAUACUUGAUAAUUACAAGAAAUUAAAUGGAAUUGUGAAUGACUUUUCUGUGGUAAA
Neltuma alba is the source of this 892-nucleotide messenger RNA. RefSeq names its product RING-H2 finger protein ATL66. Lineage: Eukaryota; Viridiplantae; Streptophyta; Magnoliopsida; Fabales; Fabaceae. The record is from RefSeq and is a predicted model, not a curated record. The transcript has a single exon. Bases 203 to 733 code for a protein of 176 amino acids.